AUGGCCGGCUGUCUUCGGUCUACCCUUUCCUACCGGACGAAAAACCGACGCACACUGAAACUAAAUACGGUGGAAGUCGACGGAGAGAAGCCGCAGUCAGCUUUAAGUCUUUGCUGCUAACGCGUACGCAGCACCGCGUUUAAAAUAUCCUCGGGAACGAUGCGACUUCUUACGAACGAAGAUUAUUUACGCGGUUUGUUUGAUUAUUUACGUGUUAGUGUUAAUAAAGUAUAAACAUUUUUUUGGGAAAAAAUGACGAAUGCAACGUUUUUACUGCUACCUAUUAUUUUUACACUAACUCUUGCUUCAGUGUGUACAAGAAGGGAGCAGUAUUAUAACCAUGAUCUUCAAAGUUGCGUAAAUUGCACGAUAUGCGAUGAUAAAAAAGGGAUGGUUGUUUUUAGACCAUGCGAAAUUCACCAAGACACUGUUUGUUCGCCGUUUAGUAAAGUGGCAGCGAUUGUACGUAGCGAAAAUGAUAUCCAUAAUCAUAGGCAUCAUCAUAUGAAUAGGGACCAUAGGAGAAAAGAAGAGCAUCUUCCGAUUGUUGAAAGUACGUUGCAAAUUUCCACUGAGGUUCCAUUUUCGAAAGUUGAAACACUCAUUUGGGAUUGGCAAGCUAUCGCGUUGAGCGUUGCGAUUUUAUCUUGUAUAGUUUUCUUUUUGGUGAUUUCGAUAUAUUCCCUUCAUCAAGCAAGACAGUGGAGGAGGUUAAAAGAAAAUUUUGAAGCUGACGUUGAGGAGCUCUCGGUCCGGUUAAGUUUAAUGGCUGCCAACUGCAUGGAAAAGGGCGAAAUCUUGGAACCAAAUUUUACACAUGAGGUCCGAGACGGUCACUACCACAACAAUAAGUGCGUCUACCUCGAACAGUUAUUAAACGUGCGGAAGGAUCCGAAUAUGAACAGCGGGAAGGUUGGAAACGUGUACAUCGAAGAGAACAAGUCGCACAUCAACGGCAAAACGUAGUCUAGUUCGAAUGGAUUCGAUAGCUCAAGAUGAAAAAAAGGAUGUGUUUCCGCCCGCCACGUGUGUCACGUGUAAAAUUCUCUACUCCUAUAACGGUUGUCGUUUAGUUUUUUUUUUAAACAUCAUUAUCCACGUGCGGGAGAGGGUGAAAAGGUUAAUUUCGAGACGUACUAUAUAUCCUCUGUAUAAGGUACUCUUAAAAGUAUUUGAUGAAUUAAUUAAAAUUAAUAAUUAAAUGUUUUUGAGAGUGUAUUCACGUGUAUAUUUGUCUAUUUAAUCGUACUCGCGCCAUCUUUAACCAAUUUUCCUUGCCACAAAAAUGAAUCACGACAGUAACUUCAUUAUUUCAAAUCGUAGUUAUACGCAAAAUAAAAUUUCCAUAACGAGAGUACAAUAAUUAAUAUAUACAUUAAUGUUAUUAGAAAAGUAGGAAAUGUACAAAUUGUGUAAUUUAUAAUAAAAUUAUGUCGCCAUCCGUUAGAUUUAAUUUAAAUAGUUAUAACUUAUUUUUUAGUUAAGUUUCAUUCGUUUUGGUUCUUCUUAAAACCGAGCUGGUCUUGUUUUAAAAGUGCCGAUUUUUUUGUGGGUAAUUUGGUUUUAAAUAAACCUCCUUAAAUCGCAUACAAUUGGAGUCGCUCUGUCAAUCUUGCCCGAAAAUAAACGGAGAGCUCGAAAUCCUCGCGCGAAUUUUAGGUUAAUUCGUACUGUUGGUCGUUUUCUUGGAAAUUUGGCAAUAUACACAUCCGGCUGUAAUUAGAACUAAAUUUACGAAGUGGUUGUUUUUAGGGGAAUCCAUUUAAAACCAAAUUACACCACGCUCAUCCCAUUUUCUUUGUAAAUAAUAUUUAUGUAUUAUGUAGAUACGAAUUAUUUAUUGUAAGUUGUGUUGGUCGCCGUUAACUGAAUAAAAUUAUUUAUUUUUAUUUAAAACAUAAA
Onthophagus taurus is the source of this 1902-nucleotide messenger RNA. RefSeq names its product Tumor necrosis factor receptor superfamily member wengen (gene wgn). The record is from RefSeq and is a predicted model, not a curated record. Lineage: Eukaryota; Metazoa; Arthropoda; Insecta; Coleoptera; Scarabaeidae. Gene Ontology annotation, molecular function: protein binding.